Molecule: messenger RNA, 1140 nt
Organism: Didymodactylos carnosus
Lineage: Eukaryota; Metazoa; Rotifera; Eurotatoria; Philodinida; Philodinidae
Source: the annotation of a GenBank genome assembly
AUGGAAAACGUGAGGCAGCCGCCAGUCUCAUUUCAACCUAAAUAUCAUCAAAUUUGUCAGUCAGACUUUAUUACUAUGCAAUGGAUAAAUAACGUUGAGUAUGACGUAUCAUUACUUGUCAUAACAAACGAAGAUGAUUUUCGACAAAUAGCAAGUGUUGCAUUUCAACUAUUAUCAAAAUUAUGUGAGUUAACUCAAGAAGCAGUUAGUUAUCAGUUAGAUAUCUUUAAUUUAACAAAAUUCAUAUCAGUUAAUGUUAUUUCAAAGACUUUCUUUGAAUCGCAAGCAGUAAAAACUAUUAUUACAUUUAAACAAACAAUAAUAAAUUCAUUUAAAAGAUCAUUACUAUUAAUUCAAAGUACAACACAAGGAAAUACAUUAAUGUCUUAUCUAUUAACAAAUACAGUGUUAGUGGCGGCGCAUCCACUAGAAUAUGCAUCGUAUGAGGAUUAUAUUUAUGAUUAUGAUCGCAUUUAUAAUACGACAACGAAUGAAUCAUGUGGUUGUAUAGAAACACGUAGUUGCUUUCAACAACCUGCGAUUUAUAGUAUAAAUUCUCCUUAUUAUGAUAACCAUUAUUAUUGUUAUGUUUCGAGUAACAUAGCACUUAUUUGGCGUAUACCAGGAAUUUACGUGGGAUGUUAUAUUGUUGAUGCUGUAUUACAUUCUGAUCUUCAGUGUUUCUAUGAUCAGACAUGUUUAUCAUCACUACUCAAUGGUAUACAAUAUCCAUUAAAUAACAAUGUUACAAUUCUCAAUUCGUCUUUAACAACUCAGUAUAAUACAGCUACAACAGUUGGUGAACUGGUACAAAAUUUAAUGAUUGAACAAUGGAAUAAUAACGCAUCAUACGAAUUCUAUUCCAAUACCUGUCAACCACAAUAUUGUACUUAUUCAUAUGUGAGUCGAAGUACACCGAUAUUUAUCAUUAUAACAAUCAUUGGUUUAAUUGGUGGACUUACAAAAGUUUAUAAACUUUUAGUACCAUUAAUUGUACGUUUGAUUCGUCGAUACAUUUGGUGGCCAUAUUUUGAACGAAAACUAGUGUGGAGCGAUAAUACCGUUCCUCCUGUACCGCAGCCAGUUUCAGCUUCUUCGGUAACUGUUGGUGAUGAUAAACUUGCAACAAUCUCAAUAUAA